Molecule: messenger RNA, 2022 nt
Organism: Aspergillus affinis
Lineage: Eukaryota; Fungi; Ascomycota; Eurotiomycetes; Eurotiales; Aspergillaceae
Product: ChAPs family protein
Exons: 7
Coding region: 1-2022 (673 amino acids)
Biological process (GO): Golgi to plasma membrane transport
Cellular component (GO): exomer complex
Molecular function (GO): protein binding
Source: RefSeq, a predicted model, not a curated record
AUGGUUGCGCCAGCUGUCCCCGAAAUCUACGAGGAGGAUGAGAUCUAUGCCGCUGUCGAUGCGCGCACCGAGUCCCUGCAGAACCUGCGAGAACUAGGACCCCCGGACUUGGUGUAUUUGGUCAAACAACCCAAGACCAACUCCACUCGCCAGACCGGUGUUUAUCACCAUGUCACCGGCAUCGACGCCUCCUCCUCCGCCAGUUUAGCCGCCUAUGUAAAUACGCUGACCUUCUCUCCUCUUGAUAAAACACACAAAGUGGUAUCGGGGACCUACUGUUGCUACAAUGCCUUCUCCCACCUGGAUAUGCGAGUCGACGUGAAGAUCCCCGGAAGUCUGGAAAGUUACUGCAUCGAUGAGCGCGGCGACAAGCGCGUCGCGACAGAAGCACUGUGGUUGGAGACAUUCCUUUGCGGGGUCCUCCGGGCCUAUUCCUAUGCGGAUGACGGCAGCGGUGAUUCGAUCAGGAAGAUUGUUGGAGUUCGUCGGUUCAACCCGGUCACAAACACAGAGAUGGAACACAAGUUCUUGGAUGCGGCUGAACGCCUGUUCUUCUUGGGCCGGCAGCUCAGCUCCGACCCCGAGACGCAGGUUCCGAACACGGUCAGCAACCACCUCACAGCCGGCCUUUUGAAAUACAUCCAGACGACGGGACGCUAUACAUCGGGAAUCAAUCUUUUCGAGAAGCUUCGGACGCGCGAUGUCGAGGUCUCUUCGUUGUUGACUCGGGUUCUCAUAAUGGCGGAUGAGGAAGUACAAGCGGUGCGGUUGAUGUACGAUGCCCUGCAGGACGUUCCCAUGGACUAUUCCUUGCUUGAUUGCCAGGCCACUUUCUGUCAGGAGAAAGGCGAAGGCGAAAUGGCAUUGGAGUGUGCCAAGCGCGCCGUGACUGCUGCGCCCAGCGAGUUCAGCACGUGGGCGCGACUGGGAGAUGUCUACGUCGGCCUUGAACAGUGGGAUCUGGCGCUUUUGACGCUCAACUCGUGUCCCAUGUUCACCUAUCAGGACAAAGAUAGCCCUCGCAUGCCCCAACCGGCGCGCAUCAUGCUCCCGAUUCUUGCCGAAAGUAUGCUCGAUGAAAUCGAUGAGGGCCAGCCUAGACAAGGAGAUCCCCAUGACUACGUCCACCCCUCACUACGUAGAUUGCAUGCCGCCGCAUACCAGGGUACCUUCUUGAAGGCCUACAACCUCCUGACCAAGGUCGCCGCCGCCAUCGGAUGGGAUCAGCUUCUCAAGAUUCGCAGCGAAGUGUUUGUGAUGGAGGAGGAAUACCGGGUCGAACGACAGCACUCCGUCUCGAAGCCGGAUGCCUCUUCACUAGCCGAGACCAAUGGAGACGGAGAACAUGAAACGGAGUCGACCGAUGCAGAUGACCAAGCGUCGACCAACGGGACGAACGAUCAACAAGAGUCCGCCCAUUCCAUCGAGAGACCCGAACAAACGGUAGCAUCGGCAGUGGUCAAAUCAGGAAACGAAGACCCCGACCCGUCACACUCGUCCUACGCGCAAUUCCGCAAUAAGCGCCUGUGCGAGAGAUGGCUCGACAACCUCUUCAUGGUCCUCUACGAGGACCUCCGCAUCUACACCAUCUGGCGCACGGAGAUGGCCCAAUUCCGCCAACAAUCCAUCGAGUACAAGAAGUCUGCCACCGAAUGGGAGAUCCUCGGCGAACUGGCCGAACGACUGCACCACUUCGACGAGGCCAUCGAGGCUUACGAGCAGUGUCUGACCGUUCGGUUCUCGCCCAAGGCCAUGCGCGGCCUUCUCAAACUUUACGAGAAGAAGAACGAUACCCGAGGCAUGCUGGGUGCUCUGAUCCGUCUCAUUGCAUGGCAAUACCGUUGGUACUCGGAGUUCUCCCCCAAUCUCCUCUACCUCAUCCGCAAACUCAUCGAAGAUGAAGGCGCCGUCAAGGUGCGCAGCAUCGUCCAGGCCACGAAUCUGCCGCAGCCCGUUCUGGACCUCACGCAUCAAUACUGCCAGCUCUGUGCGACGUUUCGCAGCAGCGGCAGUGACGGUUAA